Arabidopsis lyrata subsp. lyrata is the source of this 920-nucleotide messenger RNA. RefSeq lists its product as uncharacterized. NCBI's taxonomy places the organism in Eukaryota, Viridiplantae, Streptophyta, Magnoliopsida, Brassicales, Brassicaceae. The coding region runs from base 13 to 540 and encodes 175 amino acids. The transcript is spliced from 2 exons. The record is from RefSeq and is a predicted model, not a curated record.
UCUCCUCCUGUUAUGGCUCAUGAACAUGAUGAACAUGAUGAACUUGACUUGGAAGAAAAUGUGAACGUGGCGGUUUCAGUGUCAAAUUCACUCUCCUUCCCUCGAGAAUGGAUCAGAAAAACAAAGUUUCUCCAUGCCAAUCACAUCCAUGAUCUUCAGGUCGGCGUUGCUAUCCGAACAAAUCAGGCCGGCGAUGAUGUUUUUUUGGCUCUCUGCGUCGGAAACCGCUGCUUGGUUAUCCGCUUACCCGACAUGAUCGAAGGGUGUCUUGCUGACUUCCUCACCGCUGACACCAACCGCUUUGUCGGUCUCCAUCAAGAACCACCGAUCGAGCUGGCGAAUUACAAGACAGCGGCGCAGCUCGGGGACAACCAUCAACUCAAUCCCGUGGUGGCAUGGAACAACUGGCCACUCAAUGACGACCAAGUGAACGAAGCUGCCAUCGAGUCCGUGCUUGUUUCCUCGUCGCUCUCCGUGACCACCGUCUCUGAUCAUGAUCAUGUUUGGUUUAGUAUUUUAAAUUAUGCAAUCCCGGUUUAGUAGUUGGUCAAACUUAUUCGUAGUUUAUCUCAAGACAAUCUUGGAGGGACAAAAAUCUUUUCUUAGAAUGUUAUCGGUAAUGUAUUAAAUUAAUGACGUGAAGAAAGUGUUAUUUUAAGAUUAUUGUAUUAGCCUGUUUCUAUCCUUGUUUUACCACAUUCUCUAUUUAAUCUCCAUUACUACGCUAGUAGAAACUCCAGUUCGAUAAAAACUAAAAUAGAAUAUAAAAAGUCCAAUUGCCCUUUUCAUCUAUAUGAAAAAAAAACUGUCAUGAGACUCCAACCAAUGGUACAAUUUUAAUUAUAUGGAUUGACAUUUAAUCAAUUUAGAUACACAUUUUAAUACAACAUUAUGUUCUCCUCCCACAAGUAGAACAUAUA